Doryrhamphus excisus (bluestripe pipefish) is the source of this 2087-nucleotide messenger RNA. Its product is annotated as TNF receptor-associated factor 2-like. The record is from RefSeq and is a predicted model, not a curated record. Gene Ontology annotation, biological process: regulation of apoptotic process; positive regulation of canonical NF-kappaB signal transduction; tumor necrosis factor-mediated signaling pathway. Gene Ontology annotation, cellular component: plasma membrane signaling receptor complex; cytosol; cytoplasmic side of plasma membrane. Lineage: Eukaryota; Metazoa; Chordata; Actinopteri; Syngnathiformes; Syngnathidae. Gene Ontology annotation, molecular function: tumor necrosis factor receptor binding; zinc ion binding; ubiquitin-protein transferase activity.
ACAAUAGGUACUAUUCCUUUUAACAUUCUUGAAAAAUGUGUUUUCAGUUGCGUGUUUUUUAUGUCGCCGUACUCUUUCAUGUCAUUCCACUUUCGUGUUGUCAAAAACGUUGAUAAUAAAGUAGCAAAGAGUCGUAAGUGAAUCCACGCUCAGCUGUGUUGGCGUUCUUGAACACACCCCUCUGAGUACCCCGAUAUUGUUGAAGGGGGAAUCAUGGCUGCCCAGGAGCCGUCUCCACCAUCCUCCCUGGAAGGGAACAAACCUGGCUUCCCCAAGAAAAUUUUAGCCAACAACCUGGAGGACAAGCAUUUGUGUAACUCCUGCCAGAAAGUACUGAGAAGGCCCUUACAGGCGCAGUGUGGCCACCGCUUUUGUUCCUUCUGUUUCAAGCAAAUCGUGAGUUCUGGACCAGAAAAAUGCAACGCUUGCAUCAAAGAGAACCUAUUUGAGGAACCCACCUCCAUUCUCAAGCAAGGAGGUGCUUUUGCGGACAAUGCGGCACGGAGAGAAGUGGAGGCCUUGGCAGCCAUCUGUCCCAAUGAAGGCUGCACGUGGACGGGGACCAUUAAAGAUUUUGAGGCCGGCCACGAGGGCCUCUGUGACUUUGCCAUCAUCCUGUGUCCUUCCUGCAAAGAGUUGAUGCGAGCCAACGAACAGGAGCGCCACGAUGAACGUGAAUGUCCAGAGAGGACGCUCAACUGCAAAUAUUGUAAAGAAGCCUUCCUCUUGAAGAACAUUAAGGCUCACGAUGAAAUUUGUCCAAAGUACCCGAUGAUUUGUGAAGGUUGUGCAAAGAAAAAGAUACCCAGAGAAAAGUAUGUGGACCAUAUUAAGUUCUGCAGUAAAUUUAAAGCACCAUGCAGAUUUCAUGUUGUUGGCUGCGAUACAUCUGUGGAGAAAGAGAAGAUCCAUGACCACGAGCGUCAGUGUUCGUACGAACACCUCAACCUGCUCCUGCAUUUCAUCAUGGGCAUCAAGGUGAGCCUGGAGAGUCUGCAGCCUCAGAGUCUGGAGGUGGCCGGCCACAAACUGCAGGAGCUCCACCAGUCCCUGCGAGACUUGGAACUAAAGAUGAGUCAGCUCGGCGGCGGAGGCGGCGCUUCGGCCUCAGUGCAGGGUGCGUGCGCGCCGACGAUCCUCACCACCUCCUUCACGCCGCUGCCCAGCGCCGUGGGAGCCGCCCUGGAGCUGCAGCUCCAGAGCGAAAAAACCAAGGUGGCUGAGAUGAGUCGGCGUUGCCAGGAGCUGGAGCUGAAGGUGAAUACGUUCGAGAACGUCGUCUGUGUCCUCAACCGUGAGAUGGAGCGCUCCUGCACCACCAUGGAGGCGUACAACCGGCAGCACAGACUGGACCAGGACAAGAUUGAGAUCCUCAAUAACAAGGUUCGUCAGCUGGAAAGAACUGUGAGUCUGAGGGACUUGUCCAUUGUGGAGAUGGAGGGCAAGAUGAGAGAGAUGUCUGCGGCCACUUUUGAUGGCAUCUUUGUGUGGAAGAUCUCCGAUUUUACGAAGAAGAGGCAAGACGCCGUCGCCGGCCGAGCUCCUGCUAUGUUCUCGCCAGCCUUUUACACCAGUAAAUAUGGCUACAAGAUGUGCUUACGUAUUUACCUGAAUGGGGACGGGACAGGACGGGGCACCCAUUUAUCUCUGUUCUUCGUGGUGAUGAGAGGACACAGCGAUGCACUCCUCAAGUGGCCUUUUAAUCAGAAGGUCACCUUAAUGCUGCUGGACCAGAACAACAGGGAGCACAUAAUCGAUGCCUUCAGGCCGGACAUAUCCUCCUCAUCCUUCCAGAGGCCGGUCAGCGAUAUGAACAUCGCCAGCGGCUGCCCGCUCUUCUGUCCGCUCUCCAAGCUGGACUCGAAAAACUCUUACAUUCGCGAUGACACCAUCUUCAUCAAGGCCAUUGUAGACCUCACCGGACUCUAGGUUUGACUCCACCGGCAUCACCACUAACUUUGUUUUUUUUCUUUUAGGAUCUCUGUGUCACUCACCUGGCAUUAUGCAAGACAUAUUUAUUACACACACUUUGUGGUGCAAAUAUACAAGCAUUCUCAUACCAACAUACAGAGUAGGUAAGUACAGUA